Marchantia polymorpha subsp. ruderalis is the source of this 1373-nucleotide messenger RNA. NCBI's taxonomy places the organism in Eukaryota, Viridiplantae, Streptophyta, Marchantiopsida, Marchantiales, Marchantiaceae. The record is from the annotation of a GenBank genome assembly.
AUUCGUACACUCGUAGGAAGACCAUAUGUUACAGGGCUACGAGUCGUUCAUUAAAUGUGGGUAGAUUGAGGACGAUGGUUGUCAUGACUCAUCAAGCACUAUAGAGAACACAGAACAGCACAAGAGAACAGAGCUCCGUAGCCUCUUGGGGAGGGGGUUUAGGUGACACAGUGGCGGCAGGGGAGGAUAGCGUGGCUCCCGCAAGGCUCUUCUUCAGGCUCAUGGUGAAGCAGGAGUGGCAAGUCUGGGGACAUUCAGUUCAGCUUCACUCGCUGCCUGACCAACUCUACUCCCGCUCCGCUCCGCCACACUGCACUCCUCUCCACUGGAGGUUCCGGCUACCGAGCGCGAGAGAUGGAGCUCAGAUUUGAGCCCACUUUCGCAGAAGGUUUCGCGAGUGUUAAUCCCUUGGGGACAGUUUACAGUACGAGGGGCUCCAUGGAUACAUCCAUCUGGAGAGCCCUUCCUUCAUCCAUCCGAUCGCGUGCUAGUCAGUCAAAGCUCGGCACAGAGACUCACACUCACAGUCUCUCGCACAGAGAGCACAGAGAGAACAUUAUAGAGAAGUUGUGUACUGUACUGCGUGGGUUCAAACGUAAGGGAGUCGUGUAAAGGGCGGGAGUCUGGAGACGGGAGCGAGGAGAUGGAUGGUCGUACGGAACAUGAAACGAGUCUGGCUGUGGAUGUGGUGUUCUGUACCGAAGCAGAGGGACUGGAGGGGAGAGUGCAUCCUCCUCUCCUGCGUGCUGGCACAACUUUCGCUAACCUUGAGGAUAAAUUACCAGACUACAGCCCGCAGGCAUCAGCAGCAGCAGCCAGAAAGCCAGCCAGCCAGCCAGCUCCACCGCUCUCGUAGGCCGAGCACCGGGCUGCUGGAGCCUGGAGUCUGGAGUCUGCGGGAGAAAGCAGAUAGCCUGAAUAUUAUCUUCGACUGCAGAGACGGGAAAGCAUUUCAAAUUGUGACCAGCGUGGGUGAAUCCCCUGCUAUGGCGAGCUCCCGGUGAUUUGGAAUGAACAGAGCAGCCCAGCCCAGCCUGCGGGGGCAGCAGCUCCCAGGGAUUAAGAUAUCAACGGUAAUAGGUACUUGCCCAGGCACAUGUCCAGACUCCAGAGGACUUGCAGAAGGGCAGUCAGGUCAAAAAAGAGCUGCUAAGGUCACUCUUCCUUUCAUUUCCUUCCAAUUUCCUUUCCUUCCUUCCCUCGGGAAGACGAAGUUUGGGCCGGAGGAAAUUUACUCCAAUCAUUCUCGUGGUCUUCCCGCCCGCCCUCCCAUGUCGAGCCUGCGAGAAACAUUAAUUGCGUCAUUCUGCGAGAUGUCAUUGAUGUCAUCGUUCUGAGCCUGAGCCGGAACGCGGAGCGCCCCAGGUGUCAUC